Messenger RNA from Toxorhynchites rutilus septentrionalis, 1533 nucleotides. RefSeq names its product CDP-diacylglycerol--inositol 3-phosphatidyltransferase (gene Pis). Bases 145 to 819 code for a protein of 224 amino acids. Gene Ontology annotation, biological process: phosphatidylinositol biosynthetic process. Lineage: Eukaryota; Metazoa; Arthropoda; Insecta; Diptera; Culicidae. Gene Ontology annotation, molecular function: CDP-diacylglycerol-inositol 3-phosphatidyltransferase activity. The record is from RefSeq and is a predicted model, not a curated record. The transcript has 5 exons. Gene Ontology annotation, cellular component: membrane; Golgi apparatus.
CUGUACGUCAAUUUUCUUCGCUCGACUCGCAGUGAUAACUUGGACUGCACCGAAUCCGUGAGCAAACUUAGCAUUUCGGGAACUAUCGACUGUGGGAUACUAGUGUGUUUAAUCGGAGCGUCCGCCAAGGAAAAGUUGUUGGCUAUGUCUACCGAGAAGGAAAAUAUUUUUCUUUUCGUGCCCAAUGUUAUUGGGUAUGGGCGAAUUGUGCUAGCAAUUAUAUCUUUUUACUAUAUGCCGACAAAUUACGUAGUAGCGGCCUGGUGCUACAUCAUCAGCGUCGUGCUGGACGCCCUCGAUGGCCACGCAGCGAGACAUUUCAAUCAAUCCACUAAAUUUGGCGCUAUGCUGGAUCAAUUGACCGAUCGCUGCGGAACGAUGGGUUUGCUCGUUACCUUGAGUUACUUCUAUCCCAAGUACAUGUUCUGGUUCCAACUGUCGAUGGCUAUCGAUGUCGCCUGUCAUUGGUUCUAUUUGCACACAACCGUCCUGCAGGGCAAAACUUCUCACAAAUUCAUCGACAUGUCGGGCAAUCCCAUUAUGCGUGUUUACUAUACCAAUCGAACAGUGUUGGGAUUUAUGUGCUUAUUCAACGAGCUGUUCUAUGCUGCUCUCUACUUGUUGCAUUUCACACCUGGACCGAUGAUUCUCGGCAUGUCCUCCUUCAAACUGUUGGCCAUAUUUUCGGCUCCGAUAGCCGUCGUAAAAACGGCUAUUUCCGUGAUUCAUGGUUACGUUGCCAGCAUGAAUAUUGGAGUGAUUGACGUGGCCGAGCGGGAAGCCCAACGGCAGCGCGAAGCUGCUAAGAAACCACAGUAAGCGGUGAAGGUUUGGCACUUCUGAAAAACCGCUGUAUUGUUCCGAAUGCUGCAAUCAUGAACGUCAUCCGAGUCAGAUAGAAAGUAGAAAACUCGUCCACGUGUCCGAAGGCGUUGACUAGAUAAUCCCAACUUCCAGUGAGUAGCGAAAAUUCGGCUCUCGGUUGACCACAUGAAACUGGUACGUUACAGGUUAUGAAAUAUACCAAAAAAUAAGAAAAAAAAACAGGUGAAUUCACAAAAAUUAUUAUCGAUCAUUGUCUCAUAUCUAACAAGUGGAAAUUCAUGCGAGAAAAGCAAAAUCUAACAUGUGUCAAAUAGUGGUUAAAUUCAAAAUUUUCAAACAAACCCCGACCGUGAAAAGGAGGUUAAUGGAUAUUAGUAGUAUUUUAUAUUAAAAGAUGUACUGUAGCAGAAAAUCUAGUGAGCGAAAGCACUUAGCUCUAUCAUUCCACAGGAUAGCAUGUUAGUCUAGAGAAAAGCUAAUGGAUUGAUCACAAUCGGAAAAGAAGGUCACUAAGCUUCAAGCAGAUGUACUAACUCACCUAUUGACAUUCAUAUGAGUAUAUGUGAACUGGAUCCAACAUUAGGAAGGACCAAACAUUGAAGAGCACUUGUAUAGUUGUAAAUUCCUGGACAAAUCGAUGUUGCACCAAUGUCUUUAUUUAUGUUGUAGAAAGAACUAGUUGUAAUAAUAAGUAAUAAAACCAUAGAA